AUGGUUGUCGGGAUUGGGCUUUACUCGAUGGUGUGGCUCGCAGUCGUGAGCAGGUUUGUCGACUCGUCUACCCCUCGCACUUCGCUUGCAUCCACCGACACCACACCGUUUGUACUCCAGAGAACCCCACCCCACCUCAACACGUCGCCCACACCUCCAUCACUCAUCCGAGCGAUCCCCGAUGACCAGGCAAUGCACGACGUUCGUGGCUUCGGCCUCGCGACCAAAAGCAGCCCUACCUCAAACCCGAACCUGUCCCUGGUUGAUGGCGUCAAGGCUUCUCGCACGAAUGACAAGGAAGGCCCGAAACCAUUCCUCCUUGAUGGCGACAACGAUGGCCUCCACUCUGUUGUAGCCCCCGACACAACAAACACCCCCCAGCCACCUCGCGAUUCUCCGUCCACACCCGCACAACGCAUUCCCAAGAUCAUUCACCAAUCGUGGAAAUCUGCUGAUCAUAUCCCAAGCAAGUUUGUGCAGUGGAUGCAGAGCUGGCGAACUCACCACCCGACAUGGACGUAUGUAUUCUGGGACGAUUCGGACAACCUGGACCUGUUUGAAGAGCACUACUCGAAGUACGCGCCAGUGGCUCGCCGAGUGAGCAAGAUUCAAUUGGCCGACAUGUCUCGGUAUGCGCUACUGCAUCGGUAUGGCGGGUUAUACGUGGAUGGGGAUUUCGAGGCACUCCAGCCCAUGGACGACUUGACGGACUUGCCAUUGUUUCUGAGCUUCGAACCGCUCGUCCACUCCGUGCUGCUCGAGGGGGCGUCGGCCCCCGUGCUUUGCAACGCUAUCUUGGCGUCCAUGGCUGGCCAUCCAUUUUGGUUGGAGGUGCUAGACAACAUUCUCGACGCUUUCAACUCGCCUGGAGGGGCCAGGCAAGACCCAGUAUCACUAACAGGUCCUCGGAUGGUGCAGCACACGAUGUCCCAGCACGCGAAAGCAGCGUCUGCGGCCACCACCACCCCCGGCAUUAUCCUGCUCGACGAAGAGUACUUUUACCCCGAAGUGGCGUACUGGAACCUAGACAAUCUUAGCCGCAAGUGCACUCACGUCAAGAGCCACCCCCCCAUCGUUCAAGAAGCUUGCGCGUGGUUGAACGAGUACCCCACGGGUCGAUACACCAACAAGACCCACGCCGUCCACCACUGGCAAUGCACGUGGUGCCGUGGCGACGACACAACGUCGUACGUGUCGUUGCACGAUAUCUUUCCCAACCAAGACACUCGCAGACCACAUCAGAUGCAUGUGCCACGUACGCCCGUGCGCAUUUGACGCCCUAGCGCAAAGAAACCUCCCACGUUUAGCAAAGUUGACACUGGCGACCGCGAUAUCAUGGUCACGUGUGCCCAACAUCGCAGCACGGCUGUGCAACGUGCGAAGACAUUACAUGUCCACUUGCACAGAGCCAUCAAUGCAGCUGUCCUAUCGAUGCC
Molecule: messenger RNA, 1436 nt
Organism: Aphanomyces invadans
Lineage: Eukaryota; Oomycota; Saprolegniomycetes; Saprolegniales; Verrucalvaceae
Exons: 1
Coding region: 1-1275 (424 amino acids)
Biological process (GO): mannosyl-inositol phosphorylceramide biosynthetic process
Molecular function (GO): mannosyltransferase activity
Source: RefSeq, a predicted model, not a curated record